This is a messenger RNA of Fimicolochytrium jonesii, 1712 nucleotides long. RefSeq names its product WD40-repeat-containing domain protein. Gene Ontology annotation, cellular component: precatalytic spliceosome; Prp19 complex; catalytic step 2 spliceosome. Bases 49 to 1527 code for a protein of 492 amino acids. The transcript is spliced from 8 exons. Gene Ontology annotation, molecular function: protein binding. Gene Ontology annotation, biological process: mRNA splicing, via spliceosome. The record is from RefSeq and is a predicted model, not a curated record. Lineage: Eukaryota; Fungi; Chytridiomycota; Chytridiomycetes; Spizellomycetales; Powellomycetaceae.
CUCCCCUUGUCGAAACCAAUUCGACAUCCUGCAGUUUAUAUCUAGAAAAUGGCACAUUCGAACGGACAGGGAGCAAGCGGAGGGGCCGCUGUAGAGGCCGCACAGCAGCCUCCACAACUCGAAGAGCUCGUGAAAGCUUCCAUCAAGCGCACUCACGACAUUUUCAUUGCCAACUUCGGACUGCCUGCGCCUGUAGAUCCUCCAAGCCAGAGGAUUAAGCUAGCGUCAAAGAUUGUGGAUGAGUGGGAGCAGGUGAAGGAUUUACCAAAGGCGGUAGUGGAGGAAUCCAAAGCGACGGCGACACGGGCAGCAGCUGCAGGGGCAUCACAAGCGAAAGCCAAAGGGGCAGGGAUUUCGGAAGCGUCAGAUACAGCGGUACAAGACCUCAUUGAAGCAGUUACUACGAAUCAGGAUCAACGGAAGGGGGCGAAUGGCGCAUCAGGGGCGCUGACAUUACGGAGUCAAUCGAAGCCAAUAUCGCAGACAUACCCUGCCGAAUCUGCAUCGGCGCUUGUGCGCAUAAGAGAACCACGGAAGGUUCCGAAACCGAAAUGGCAUGCACCAUGGAAGCUCAUGCGCGUCAUCGCAGGGCAUCUGGGUUGGGUACGAUCCGUGGCGGUGGAACCUGGAAAUGAGUGGUUCGCGACAGGGGCAGGAGACCGGGUCAUUAAGAUUUGGGAUCUUGCGUCGGGAACGCUGAAACUGACGUUAACCGGCCACAUUUCGGCUGUGCGAGGUCUUGCCGUGUCUCCGAGGCAUCCUUAUUUAUUCUCGGCAGGGGAGGACAAGAUGGUCAAAUGCUGGGAUUUAGAGUACAACAAGGUUAUCCGGCAUUACCAUGGCCAUUUGAGUGGCGUGUAUACCCUGGACCUGCACCCGACGCUGGACAUCAUGGUCACUGGUGGCCGAGAUUCUUGUGCUCGGGUGUGGGACAUGCGAACCAAAGCACAAAUUUUCGGCUUGACAGGGCAUGAAUCGACAGUAUCAGACGUGAAAUGCCAAGAGGCGGAUCCGCAAAUCAUCAGUGCCUCCAUGGACUCCACCGUGAGGCUAUGGGAUUUGGCUGCAGGGAAGACCAUGACGACACUCACACACCAUAAGAAAGCCGUGAGGGCGCUCGCCGUGAACCCGAGCGAGUUUACAUUUGCGAGUGCAAGUCCGGAUAACAUCAAGCAAUGGAAAUGCCCAGAGGGACAGUUCAUGCAGAAUCUGGAGGGGCACAAUGCCAUUGUGAAUACGAUGGCUUGUAACCGGGAUGGUGUGCUCUUCUCAGGAGGUGACAACGGCUCAAUGUACUUCUGGGACUACAAAACCGGGUACAACUUCCAAACGGCCGAGUCGCUGGUCCAGCCGGGGUCGCUGGAGAGCGAAGCGGGUAUCUUCUGCUCUACCUUUGACAAAACGGGGUCACGUUUGAUCACCGGUGAAGCCGAUAAGACGAUCAAGAUUUGGAAGGAGGAUGAGAAUGCGACGCCAGAAACGCAUCCGGUCAAUUGGAAGCCGAAGUUGGGGCGGGGAGGCUUUUGAGCUGGCCGGUCUCGCCGCGAAUCCCACCUGUAUUUUCUUGUACAUAUUCAUGAUAUACUUCUGUUCCGCGUGGAGGAACGAGAAGCUCGUUAAACACUGGGGUCUUGAAGGAUGCGUGCAUUUGUGCCGACACCUGAGCCACUGCACAUGUGACAUGGUUCCCGAUUGAGGAUACGCCCUAUGGA